CUCUUUACACACAGCAAUAUGUUAAUUACCCUCUUUACACACAGCAAUAUGUUAAUUACCAUCUUAAUACACAGCAAUAUGUUAAUUACCCUCUUUACACACAGCAAUAUGUUAAUUACCCUCUAUAUACACAGCAAUAUGAAAAUGUUUCUAAAGGAUUACCGAGCGACUAUCAUACUGUCACACACACAUCUGUGUGGCUCGAGACAGUUUAGUUGUCUCGGACAGAUACUGAUUAGCUGACUGAAUGGUUAAUGACACGCAUAUAGUCCUGCGGGUUAUUGUAUAAAUAUGUUCAUAUGUAGCCUAUGUAAAUAUAUUAGCAGUUUGGUCAUGAAGAAACACUAGAUGUGUGUGUUUCAUUCUUCAAUUUUUUAUAAAUUUAAGUGUUGUAAUAUUAUAGCCUACACAAUGUCAUCAUAAUGUACUCUGUGGUGUGUUUUGUGUGCGUUUUUGUUUUAUUAUUUCUUCACUUUAUAAAUCAAAUGCUGUAACAAUGUUGUAAUGUAUGGAAUUGUCAUAAAUCUGCUGCUGGCAAAGCUUAAACGAAUUGGCUGAUUCUCCUGCCACUCGAGACCAGCCAAUGUUGCGAAUAAUUGCCACUAGGGAUCGCUUGAAUAUAAUUCAGGGAGAGAGGUGGUAGAGAAACGGUUUUGAUAGUUUUGCAGCGCUCAUGCAACAUCGCCAACAGUGUACCCAAGACAAUUUGCUUUAUAGGUCCACUUGACAAUCUCUGUUCUCUGACGCCGCUCAUGUAGAGGCAGAACGCAUCACACACGAUCUGUUCAGCUUCAAUACUUUUGAAGCAUGGAUUUGAUAGUCAAAGUGUAGAAUAUUGUGUUAUUGCAGAGGACGGAAUUAAAUAAAUCUCAUUAUCACUAACUCCAUGCACUGCUCAACGGCUACAGGAGUCCGUCUGCCAGUAAGAUGAGGUUGCUACAACACUGACCGACAACACGUCUCACACACUGGAUCACAGUAACCUGGAUGCAACACACUCCUGCAGACCAAGAUGUGUGUAUCUGCCCUGUCUCGGUGGCUGAUGCUGGGUCUGCAGCUAUUGGUGAUGGUGGUUUUCAGGACACAAGGUGAGGUCAUCGCCCCCUCCAGCAUGACCGCUGUGGCGGGCCUCCCCUUCACGCUGGGCUGUAACGUCACCAUAGCAACUGGCGACACGGUCAAGCAGGUCCGCUGGCUGAACAAACACAAGCAGGUUCUCCUGGCGUACGAGCCAGGCGAGUCAGUCAGAACCACCUCCCGCCAAGACGACGUGGAGCUAACUUCCUCGCACCGCAACGUCAGCGCCAUCACCAUCAAGAGGGUGGGGCCUAACGACGAGGGCUGCUACCGCUGCAUCUUUGACAUCUACCCCAGCGGAGCACAGGAGGGAAUGACCUGCCUCAGUAUCGAAGUCAAAGUGGGCAAUGAGGGUAAUAAAACAGCCAUCAGCGGGAAGCUGGCCACCAUGUCCUGCUGGUACGGCCUCCCAGACAGGGUACGCCAGGUCCUGUGGAGAAAGACUGCAGAGCAGGGCGACACCACCACGUUGGCCUCCUUUGCCAAGCGAGGCCAACCCAGCAUUGAGGAACCUUAUCGGGGACGCAUGACCCUGAACCCCUCCCUGGGAGACACCCAGCUCUCCAUCAGGCCGGUGAAGACGGAGGACGAGGGCUGCUACACCUGCGAGUUCCACACUUACCCAGAAGGCACCAGGAGCGCCACGGCCUGCCUCUUUGUAUAUGUGCUGCCCAACCCAGAGAUCACCCACGUGACCUCCAGCGGGGUCAUCGAGGCCAACUGCACGGCCGCAGCCCGUCCUGCAGCCCAGAUGGUAUGGAAUGUGGAGGGGCACAACCGGACGCUGGGGCCGUCCGUGUCCUCGUCCUACGACCAGGGGGACGGCACCACCCUGGUAACCAGCACCCUCCUCCUCCAGGAGGCCCUGCCCCACGACCAAUCCGUCAAAUGCAUGGUGCACCACCGAGGCCUGGACUCGCCCAUGUCCGUCAACCUCAAUGGUGAGCAUCUCAGAGAAUCACAUUGGCUCAAUAAAGAUGUAUAUAUUAGCAGUAAAAAUUAA
This is a messenger RNA of Oncorhynchus nerka (sockeye salmon), 2080 nucleotides long. RefSeq names its product OX-2 membrane glycoprotein-like. The record is from RefSeq and is a predicted model, not a curated record. The coding region runs from base 1013 to 2080 and encodes 355 amino acids. Gene Ontology annotation, molecular function: cell-cell adhesion mediator activity. Gene Ontology annotation, cellular component: cell surface; neuronal cell body; axon. Gene Ontology annotation, biological process: negative regulation of neuroinflammatory response; heterotypic cell-cell adhesion. The transcript is spliced from 6 exons. NCBI's taxonomy places the organism in Eukaryota, Metazoa, Chordata, Actinopteri, Salmoniformes, Salmonidae.